AUGGGGAUCCGGAUCCCGUUCAGGUUGGUGUCCUUCUGCGUGGCUCACAAGACAGGAGGGUGCAAGCACUGUGCCGUGCCAGGGCCUGCCCCAGUAGACCUGGCUCUCCACUGUGCCGUGAGUCUGGGCUUCAGCUUCACGGAGGACCUGCCAUCAUGGGACAGCCGUGCAUAUGAGGCACUGAGUGAGCGGCACAGCCGCUGUGACGCCCGGGAGUGCCUCUGCCCAGGAGGCAGGGAGCAGGCAGAGGAAGAGGGGGUCAGCAGCAGAGCAGUUGGAGGUUACAGCCCGGCGCUGCUGGGCAUUGGAGUCCAUACUUGGCAUCCAGUGUUGAUGUGUGCCAUGUCCGCAAGGAAGCGGAAGGCCCCCGACUCGAUGGAGCAGGCAUGCACGCUGUGUCGCCGGGCAGAAGCUGACCCGGAUACUUGUGGGCGCAAGCUGGAGAAGCAAGGGGUCUGUGCCCAUGAGUUUUGCCUGUAUUUUGCCAACCACCUUUGUCAGCAACGAGUCGAGACCUUAGGACUUGUGGGAUUUCGCUUUGAAGAUAUCCAACGUACAGUCAACUGGGCAGCAGAGAAGGACUGCUUCGUCUGUGGUGAGAGCGGGGCCACCAUCACCUGCCGGGAGACAGGCUGCGACCGCAGCUUCCAUCUCCCCUGUGCUGUGGAGGGUGGAUGUGUCACCCAGUUCCUUUUACAGUACAGGUCCUUCUGCUGGGAACACCGCCCAGAGCAGGCAGUGGAGGCAGCUCCAGAGGAGACCACCACCUGCCUCAUCUGCCUCAACACUGUGGGGGACAGAAAGUCCUAUGGCACGAUGGUGUGCCCAGCGUGCAGACACGCCUGGUUCCAUAGGGGCUGUAUCCAGGGACAGGCUGUACGUGAUGGCAUUACUUGUUUCCGGUGCCCUCUCUGCAGAGACAGGGACGCAUUUCUCUCAGAAAUGCUCACCAUGGGGAUCCGGAUCCCGUUCAGCCUGCCAUCAUGGGACAGCCGUGCAUAUGAGGCACUGAGUGAGCGGCACAGCCGCUGUGACGCCCGGGAGUGCCUCUGCCCAGGAGGCAGGGAGCAGGCAGAGGAAGAGGGGCCAUGGGAACUGCUCCUGUGCCGCUCCUGCGCUGCUGAGGGCACCCACAGGCGAUGCUCCUCUUUGAGGAACAGGACAGCCAGCUGGGAGUGCGACAGCUGUGCUGGCCUGGGCACCGGUUCAGUAGUGGACUCCGUGGUGCUCAGUGAGGAAAUGUCCCUGCUGCUGGGGUGCUCACCUGAGCCCGCAGCCUGGACUGCCUUCCCCUGGGGACUCCUCCCACCCCUGGAUCAAAGCUUGUACUGCAGCACCGUUGCCGAAGACCCCCAGGACCUGAUGAAACAGCUCCCUCAGCUGCCCUGGAGCUGGCCCAGGGAUGCUGAGUUUCUGAGGGACUGCUUCGUCUGUGGUGAGAGCGGGGCCACCAUCACCUGCCGGGAGACAGGCUGCGACCGCAGCUUCCAUCUCCCCUGUGCUGUGGAGGGUGGAUGUGUCACCCAGUUCCUUUUACAGUACAGGUCCUUCUGCUGGGAACACCGCCCAGAGCAGGCAGUGGAGGCAGCUCCAGAGGAGACCACCACCUGCCUCAUCUGCCUCAACACUGUGGGGGACAGAAAGUCCUAUGGCACGAUGGUGUGCCCAGCGUGCAGACACGCCUGGUUCCAUAGGGGCUGUAUCAGAGACAGGGACGCAUUUCUCUCAGAAAUGCUCACCAUGGGGAUCCGGAUCCCGUUCAGGUUGGUGUCCUUCUGCGUGGCUCACAAGACAGGAGGGUGCAAGCACUGUGCCGUGCCAGGGCCUGCCCCAGUAGACCUGGCGCUCCGCUGUGCCGUGAGUCUGGGCUUCAGCUUCACGGAGGAGUAA
Charadrius vociferus (killdeer) is the source of this 1890-nucleotide messenger RNA. RefSeq lists its product as uncharacterized. The transcript has 14 exons. Gene Ontology annotation, cellular component: nucleus. Lineage: Eukaryota; Metazoa; Chordata; Aves; Charadriiformes; Charadriidae. The coding region runs from base 1 to 1890 and encodes 629 amino acids. The record is from RefSeq and is a predicted model, not a curated record.